UAUUCAGCUCUAGGCCUAACCGAUACAAAGAGCGUUUUUUUUACGCCACGCACAACAUGGCAGGUUGAACGCGAGCAACGUGUUUUCCUUUCGGUCUAUGAACGUGCCUUAGCCAUAGGCUGGCCUGUAUCACGUGACUCAGAAAGCGUUGCUCUCCCCCCGCCUUCCUCCUGAAAACAAAACUCGACGCCGCGCGCCGCCGCUGCGUGUUUCUUCCGCAGCCGGUGGAGGGGAAGAUGGCGGCGUCCAGGAGCGUGGAAGAGAUGCGGAGCCGGGUGGUCCUGGGCGAGUUUGGCGUCCGCAACGUCCACACAACAGACUUUCCUGGGAAUUACUCUGGAUAUGAUGAUGCCUGGGACAAGGAGAAGUUUGAAAAGAAUUUCAGAGUAGAUGUGACGCACAUGGACGAAAGCACUUUGGAAUUUGACAUGGUGGGGAUUGAUGCUGCCAUUGCUAAUGCCUUCCGACGCAUCUUGCUUGCUGAGGUGCCAACCAUGGCCGUAGAGAAGGUCUUUGUGUACAAUAACACCUCCAUUGUGCAGGAUGAAAUUCUAGCUCAUCGCUUGGGACUGAUCCCUAUCUGUGCAGAUCCUCGUCUCUUUGAAUACAAGAGUGAAGAAGAUGAAUGUGAUGAAAUUAACACUCUGCAAUUCCAGUUGAAAAUAAAGUGCCACAGGAAUCCUCAGGCAGCCAAGGAAUCGUCUGACCCUAACGAACUGUAUAUCAACCAUAAAGUUUACAGCAAGCACAUGGAAUGGGUGCCACUGGGCUCUCAGGCCGACAACAUGAAUGCCAAGUUCCGUCCUGUACAUGACGACAUCCUCAUUGCCCAGCUGCGUCCCGGCCAAGAGAUCGAUGUACUUAUGCACUGCGUCAAAGGCAUUGGUAAAGACCAUGCAAAGUUUUCUCCAGUGGCUACAGCCAGUUACCGGCUAUUGCCAGAAAUCACUCUACUACAGCCUAUCGAAGGAGAAGCAGCUGAGAGGCUGAAGAACUGCUUUUCUGCUGGGGUUAUUGAGGUCCAGGAAAUCAAAGGGCAAAAAGUGGCAAGAGUGGCUAACGCUCGCUUGGACACAUUCAGUAGAGAAAUUUUUCGUCACAAUGACCUGAAAAACCUUGUGCGCUUGGCUCGGGUGCGAGAUCACUACAUCUUUUCUGUUGAGUCAACAGGUGUCUUGCCUCCAGAUGUGCUGAUGAGUGAAGCAAUCAAGGUAUUGAUAGGAAAGUGUCAGCAGUUCCUGGAGGAGCUUAAAUUCAUCCAAAAGAAAUAAGUUUUUCUUUCUGAAAAGUUCAGUAUAAGGAUUCACUUGGUUGGGAUCGCUGCAGCUGUGUCAUGAAGGAGGGCGUCAACCAAGUCUGGGUCAAUAGACAAGGAGAAAUGGACCCUCUACCACAGAUGUGAAAGACUGAAGCAAGUGGCUGUGUACCUUUUACUUUUGUGGCACUCAAUUUGAUAUGUGGCUGAAAAGGCAGGGAUAUGUGAUGCCACUAGGCAGCUUAUUGCAAAGACCAAAUUUGCCAGAUAUAAGUGGAUAAAAAAUAUCCUGCAAGCAGAAGAUGGGUAGGCUCCAGCAAUUGCAAUAUCUUCUAAGUUGCUUUUUUAAAGACUACAUCAGACCUGUAUCAGGACCACCUUUUCUGAGAAUUGCCAUUAACUUUCCACUGAUAUAUAUUGAUGGAUAAUCUCAAAGGUGCUACACAGUAAGGUCUAAUGCCUAUGAUGAUUCUUCUGCCACUCAAAUAGCAGAAUUCUAAAAAAUAUGGUGUCAUUGGGCUUCUCUAUUAUUUAUUAAAUAUUUUUGAGGCCUCAACUGCCUAUGGAGUAAGCUGAUUUUUUUAUCUUCUAACUGCUUUAUUUUAAUACAUGAACGGAGGUGUAGUUGGGCUGAUUAUUGAGCUAAUAGCUUAUAUGUAGUUUGGCAAUUUCAACUGUUGAGGAGCGUGAUAAACUAUCUGCUUAAGGGACUGAUCUUUACCCCAUAUUCAGAAUGAAUAGCCAAGAUAAUUUUAGCAAUGAACUUUACCUUUGAACACUUAGACUAAAUAGCUUUUGUGAGCUUUCCAGCUGCAAAUGUAAUCUUGUAGCUUUUGACCUAUAAAAGUUUUGUCAUAGUAAAAAAGCUGCUGUAAAACAUGAGAAGAGUUGCUUCAGUGAGAACUAACUGCAAAUUAGUGAGAAUAAACCCAGGACCAAGAAUUUAUGUAUAAAACUGAAAGAGCUUUAUUGACAUUCAGAGGUGUAUCACAAUUGAUUGGAGACAUCUUUAGAUACAACAUCCCUACCAAAACCCCUUAACAUUAUUAUUAUUUUUUCUAUUAUGGCCACAGAAAAUUAAAAAUAUACUCAUGACACAAUAAAUACAGUUAGGCUAGACUUCAA
Podarcis raffonei (Aeolian wall lizard) is the source of this 2380-nucleotide messenger RNA. RefSeq names its product RNA polymerase I and III subunit C (gene POLR1C). NCBI's taxonomy places the organism in Eukaryota, Metazoa, Chordata, Lepidosauria, Squamata, Lacertidae. Gene Ontology annotation, biological process: DNA-templated transcription. The record is from RefSeq and is a predicted model, not a curated record. The transcript has 9 exons. Bases 237 to 1271 code for a protein of 344 amino acids. Gene Ontology annotation, cellular component: RNA polymerase III complex; RNA polymerase I complex. Gene Ontology annotation, molecular function: protein dimerization activity; DNA binding.